GCGGCUCGCGGGGGCCCGACGCGCUGCCGCCGCCGCCGCCGCUCACUUCCGGCGGGCGGGAGCCGAGGGGAAGCGGCCAUGGGGCGGCGGGAGCGGCCGGCGGCGGGGCCGGGCGGGGCGGGGGCGUCCCGGCCACCGGCCUGAGAGCCUGGAACCCACAAGUGGCAUCCUGACAUCGAGGAGCAUCACAAACCCGGGAUGACCGGGAAGAAGCCGCUUUGGUUGCCAGUCCACAUCCCUGAGCGCUCAUUAAAAGGUGCCAGCACGUCCGGUCUCGGGAGGCGCUCGAGAUAGAGGAGCUGGGCCUGGAUCCAUUCUGAGCUUCCGAGGUAGACCUGGGGCGUGCCGUCCGUGCUGCCCCUCCCCAGGGAGUCAUGGAGGACAAACGCAACAUCCCCAUCAUCGAGUGGGAGCACCUGGACAAAAGGAAAUUCUACGUCUUUGGGAUUUGCAUGACUAUGAUGAUCCGGGUGAGCGUUUACCCUUUCACGCUCAUCCGGACGCGACUGCAGGUUCAGAAGGGCAAGAGCCUCUACAACGGGACCUUCGACGCCUUUGUGAAAAUCCUGCGGACAGAAGGGACGGCUGGGCUCUACCGUGGCUUUUUGGUCAACACUUUCACCCUGAUCUCCGGACAGUGCUACGUGACGACGUACGAGCUCACUCGGAAGUACGUGUCCCGCUACAACAACAACAACGCCGUGAAGUCUCUGGUGGCGGGUGGCUCGGCCUCCCUGGUGGCCCAGAGCAUCACGGUGCCCAUCGAUGUGAUCUCCCAGCAUCUCAUGAUGCAGAGGAAAGGGGAAAGCAUGGGCAGGUUCAAGGUGCAGAACCAGGACGGCAAGCGGAUGCUGGUCUUUGGCCAAACCAAGGACAUCAUUGUGCAGAUCUUCAAGGCUGACGGUUUUAGAGGUUUCUACAGGGGCUACGUGGCCUCUCUGCUCACCUAUAUUCCCAACAGCGCGGUCUGGUGGCCCUUCUACCACUUCUAUGCUGAACAGCUUUCUAGCUUGACUCCUAAAGACUGUCCCCACCUCCUCCUGCAAGCGAUCUCGGGGCCGCUUGCGGCUGCCACCGCUUCCACGCUCACCAACCCCAUGGACGUCAUCAGAGCUCGGGUUCAGGUGGAAGGCAAGAGCUCCAUCAUCCUUACCUUCAAACAGCUCAUGGCAGAGGAAGGUCCCUGGGGCCUGACGAAAGGUCUUUCUGCCCGCAUCAUCUCUGCCACUCCCUCCACCAUCGUCAUCGUGGUGGGGUACGAAACUCUGAAGAAGCUGAGCCUCCGCCCGGAGCUGGUGGAUUCAAGACACUGGUAGAGGCAGAUGGUGGGAGAGAAACCUUCUUUUGAACCCUCCGGAUUUGGACCGUCACGGUUGAAAGCUCAGGAGAGGCGGUUGCUGUCUCCUUUGUCUCUAGCUAACGUGGAGUGAGUUUUCACAGUACAAGGCAGAAGCAAGAGCAACUGCAAUUCACCUCUUUAGAUUUGAUUGCAAUUCAGUGCUCUGCUGCUCUUUCUGCUCAAAACCAUCAAAAACGUGACCCUUGGCAGUGCUCUUUGCCUGUGGCAGUUCAUUCAAGAGCAGCCAGAUGUGUGAAUGAACCCUGGCAAAUUCUCGAUUCCCUUUUUUUUUUUUUUUUUUAAAUUAAAGACUUACUGGUUGAAG
Cygnus olor (mute swan) is the source of this 1664-nucleotide messenger RNA. RefSeq names its product solute carrier family 25 member 44 (gene SLC25A44). NCBI's taxonomy places the organism in Eukaryota, Metazoa, Chordata, Aves, Anseriformes, Anatidae. Gene Ontology annotation, molecular function: branched-chain amino acid transmembrane transporter activity. The record is from RefSeq and is a predicted model, not a curated record. The transcript has 5 exons. Gene Ontology annotation, biological process: branched-chain amino acid catabolic process. Gene Ontology annotation, cellular component: mitochondrion. The coding region runs from base 375 to 1316 and encodes 313 amino acids.